Molecule: messenger RNA, 687 nt
Organism: Adineta ricciae
Lineage: Eukaryota; Metazoa; Rotifera; Eurotatoria; Adinetida; Adinetidae
Source: the annotation of a GenBank genome assembly
AUGAUCUCGAAUACUGAAAUAUACGAACGUUUGCAAGAUUUGGGUUUGAGCCCACCUAUGAUCAACGAAGCUAAUCGCAUGUAUGGCUUGGCCUUAAUAUAUAAUAUCGAAAUCGAUAAGUCAAUGGAUGAAGACGAACUUCAAAUCGAUUCUCAACAAGUAUCGGGAUGUUCAUUGCAUAACGAUCAAAGACUAGUUUCUCCGAAAAGUACAUUUCAACUAAAUUGGAUGGAUUACACUCAAAAUACGAAAUGGGACGUUCAAUCAGGUUUGCGCUAUGCAAUAACGCAAUGGGAAGGAGAACAGAACGACAUUGUAGUUGAAUUCAAACGCAUGCGUUUGAGUCAUACUCCGACUGAGGAUGAACGGAUACUGGACACAUAUUUUGUCCUGGAGCACAUGAUCGAUCAAAUAUGUGAACAACGAGAUAUUUUUCACCAUGACGACAUUGACGACGCUGAACUUGCUCGACUUAGUGAAAUAUUCGAGAGACAAUACUAUGGAUACGUCACGGAUACUGAACUCGUCGAAGCAAUGGAUAGGCUCAUCAUAACAUCCAACGCUAACAAUUGUAAUCAAAAUGGCGAUUGUCUACAAGCAACAAUUCGACUCACAGCCGAACCGGACAGAUUCGACAGAAAUGAUCCACAAAAUCUGCAAGAUAUGGACGACGACGAAUAUUACUAA